CUUCGACCUCCCUCCAGAUCCGAGAAAAAUAAAAUUACGCAAAAUAAAUGAUUGAUUAUAAAUUUAUAAUUAUAUUUAAUUUAUUCAUUAUGGUAGAUUCCAAAUCGACGUAUUUCCAAAUUCUGUGGUCUGAAUUUUCAUAUUUGGAUUUCACGACUUUCACCGCAUCACCAUGAUAAUUUGGCACUAUAACAAAAAUCAGCCUAUUAUGAAUCAAUGCAAGUAAUCAGAGACAGUUUGAAACUAGAGACAGUUUGGCAUAUUUAAUAGUAUCACUUAAGACAAAUGUCAUCGUGCAGGUGCUCAUUAGUUUGACCAUUGAUUCAGAGCUUUAUCAUCAUGACCGUGACCUACACCCACGAAGUUGCGACUGGAAAAGGGUUCGGAAAUUUUUGGAGGCUUUUAGGCAGAUGGCGAGGAAGCAUAUACAAAGUCGUCGUUCCCGAGCUAAUUGUCUAUGCCAUCUUCUUUGGCACCAUUAACCUCACUUAUCGCUUAUGGAUAAAACACGAGCCUUAUCGAAAGGAAAUGUUUGAAAAAUGGGUGAAAUACUGUGCAGACUACGCCGGAGUCAUUCCAGUGUCGUUUGUACUCGGUUUUUAUGUGUCCCAAAUUGUUACCAGGUGGUGGAAUCAAUUCAUGACUAUCCCGUGGCCUGACCCAAUCGCCGCAAUGAUGGCCACCACGUUUCAUGGGACUGAUGAUCAGUCACGACUUAUGAAAAGAACUGUUAUGCGUUACAUCAAUCUGGCAUUUGUGAUGACAAUGGUUAUGAUUAGUCCGCAAGCAAAGUCUCGGUUUCCUACGAUCGAGCACUUAGUAAUGGCUGGUUUCAUGUUGCCUCAUGAAAAACAAAUAUUUGACCGAUUGAAUGCUCGGUCAGAUUUGCCAAAGUAUUGGGUGCCGUUGGUUUGGGCAGGAAACAUAGUGGGAAGGGCUCGUCAAGAAAAUCGUGUUAGAGAGGAUUUAUCAAUGAUUAAUAUUUUGCAAGGGAUUGCUAAAUUUCGCGGAGGGUGUGGUGACUUAUUGGCAUAUGACUGGGUUUGCGUCCCUUUGGUGUACACUCAGGUGGUCACACUGGCUGUAUACUUGUACUUCACCGCUGCACUUUUUGGGAAGCAAUUCAUUGAAAAUGAUCAUGAAUUGGUAUUUUUCUACAAUAUUUGA
This is a messenger RNA of Folsomia candida, 1167 nucleotides long. RefSeq names its product bestrophin-2. The transcript has 10 exons. Lineage: Eukaryota; Metazoa; Arthropoda; Collembola; Entomobryomorpha; Isotomidae. The coding region runs from base 340 to 1167 and encodes 275 amino acids. The record is from RefSeq and is a predicted model, not a curated record. Gene Ontology annotation, molecular function: chloride channel activity.